CGGUGAUAUACAGCCCAUUGCUUGUACAACAUUGUAUUUUCUCCUCGACUCUUCAUCACCUUGUUCUCGCACUAAUGGACUCAAUGCUCGCCAAAUCGAUCGCGAUAUUGCUCGAGCCGUUGCGCCAUGGCCAUUUAGUUAUUACCUGGCGUCAAAGCCUUGUCGUUCGUCAAGUUCGUUAGCAUGCAUCGAGAGCGAGGGGAGGUCCAUCGGCGCCCGUUUCUAAUCAGACCGCUCAUCAAGCAUACAGCACUAGAGCAGAUGCUUAAGGCUUUGUAUGCCUCGCCGGAGCUCGCAGCCCUUUUCAGAAGAGUUGUAUUAUCAAUUCUUGCUCAGGCAGUGUUGGCUGUGGCUGGGCUGUGUCGAGGCUGCCUCAACGUCGUGCAUGGUACUGGAGUCGACGCCUUACUUUCGCUUCUCGGUGUGCCAGUGCAGCUAGAAUUUGAUCUCCGGCUUGGAAGGACCAUUGCAAUGCUUUCGACAAUCGGUAAGUACAGCGCUUGAAGUUGAUGGAACUGCCACUGCAGGCAGAAGCAGGUGUGACAACAACAGUCUGCGGUAAGGAAAAAAACUGGAUUUUGCUCAUCUACUAGAAUACUAUCAAAAUCAGCACUUCGGGGCAUCAGAAGUAUCAUCGAACCACUAGCAGGAGCUCCAAGAUUCUCACUGCGUCUCCCCAGGCCUGAAAACCUGACACCCAGGUAUGACCAAUACUAUGGGUGCAUGGGAUGGCAAAAGCUUCACUGAGAGACCACAUCCCGGACUCUACGAUACAUUACUGACUUUCUUUCACUCACGUUCCCAAAUAUUUGUUGCCCCAGCUACGUUGGGAAUGACGAACAACACCAGAUAGGCUCGGACAUCCAGACCUCAAUGUACAAAUACGUUGAGCCUUCUUUGAGUGCGAUUUUAUUCAUAUUUUGCAUCCGCAGAAUCAUUAGUUUCGAGGCCAAACAGCACUAAUAUCACACAACAACAUUCGACUCCUGCCGAACAAGGUCUCCCCCAACACACAAUGCAUUGGAAUGCAGACAACCUUUCUUUCUCCCACGCCCGUUAUUGACCUCAGUCAAUCAUAUAUAGUGGAGAGUCCGUAUUUUCUGUUUAAGAUGGAGCAGUGCAGAUGAGGCCUUGCUCGAGCUGUAAUGAGAAAAUUCAAAUCAGUCAACAGCACCAAACCCAAGGUUUGAGACCUCUGGCCACGUCGUGUCCUGCCCACCCGAAAGCAAAGAUAACGGAGUAACGAUGUUUGACUUACAAUAGGCAGCAAGCAGCAUCGAGCCCUUUGCCCGAUGGCGGCACAGAUCUCAGUGAAGUUGGCGAUGCUUGUUGGCUCAGUUGGAGCUGUGAAGCACGAAGAAGUUAGCACAACAUGUUACCUCAUUUCUCCCAUGCCACAGCAAGAAAGGCCGGACUUCGCAUCCAGAAGAGCCAAGAACUUACGAGGUGCGCAAUCAAGGUCAGCAAGGCCGAGCACAUCAGUCGCACAGCAGACUGGACUGUUGCUUCCGCUGCAGACCAGAGCGGCCUGUCUGUCCACGAGCAUACUCUUGCCUGGAAUGGCAGAUGCCACGAUCGUACUGGCGCCAGCAGCGAGGGCGACGACGACGGUUGAGAAACGCAUGACCGAGACUGUUCACAAGAAGGUGGUCUGGACUGGAGGGGGUUUAUUGAGGGAGGCUCUGAUAUUGACUUGACUUGGUGCUUUACUGUCUGGCGAGGGUAUGGACAGUCAAAGAGCAUUGUCCGUCAGGUCGCGGACCAUCGACAGCUUUAUACCUCUUUUCCAUUCUCCUAUCUGCGACCACCAAGGUAAGGUACCGAAGCAACCCUUGGAAAACAGAAUUCUGAGCUUUGAGACAUUCGAUGACGGAUCUACAGCCUCUUCGGGGCAUUGCAGCACUUGCUCUGGGGUAUCCGCCGAAAACGAUCGUCAUAGCAAUGCCCAUGUCGAGUCCGUCGGUGUUGUUAAAUCAAGGUCGAGUCAAAGUCAGGUUCACGCCGGCGGCCGAUUUGCGCAACAUCAUCAAAUCAAAAACCCCAUGACGGAAAGUGCCUGCAAGGCUCUACUUACUGUACCACGCCGACGACGAGGCAAGACGAGACGAUUGUUGCCCCUGGAUAAUCUCGGCGGUGAUGGACGUCAUGUCUCUCAACUACAUUGUACCUUGGCUCGGGUCUGCAGAUCACUGUACUCAGUGGCAGUGCCAUGCCAUAUCAUACCUGCUCUGGAAGGACUGAACCCCAAGUAAGCGUCAUGUCGAUCAGGGCCGGCUUGUGUUAGUGUACCGUUUGGCCAGUGUGCUGCAGGGCAGUGAAUGGUGAUGGUGGAGCCGCAGCCGCCGAGGAGUAAACACCGGCAUUGAGAAGAUACAAUGCUGUAUGCCCUUCGCCCUGAAAUGAAAUGGAAUGGGGUCCCUGUUCGGUUUCAAGACCUUGCGCCCCGGCCCCCGACUACCGAGUUUGCAGGGACCAGGAACACCUCAAUCAUAUCAGCACAGCAGUACUGGUACUUCUAUAUGCGAGACGCAAUUGCUGCAAGCUCAGACUGAUACCGGUACUGGCACCCUAUGAUUUCUGGGCACUGCAGUACCUACCUGCAGGUAUACAUCAAGUACCAGGGCGACUUGAAUGUGUUUUCCUUUGCUGGACGAAUCGAACCAAAAAUCUCUGAAAUCAUUGCAGGUAUUCGAUGGUCUCUGCCUUCGUCUCCGUUUCCCAGUUUUUUUUGGAAACUUGAAACGAACACUGGCCGGGGUCCAUUCUAACCGUCAAAUAAGGUUCUGGUCAAGUAUUUCCCGUCCCAGUUCCUGGUUCCAGAGCCGACGGGACCAUUCGUUCACUGGCUUUACUAGUCCCAGUACUAUCUAUCCUAACGCUCGAGCUGUACGUAGUGCUGAGCAACUCGAAACCCAACUUGAAGCCGAUCAUCCGUCAUCGGCCGCGGCGGAACUUCCCUUUUCUCUCCUCUCUCCCCACAAAGAUCGACGUCAACGGUUGUCGGUGUCAGCCACAGCCCCUUUCCGAUCAUCAACAUCAUCGUCUUAAAUAAAUACUAGUAUAGGGUAGGUAUGGACGUACCUGAGUGCAAAUAGAGGAAAAAAAAGGUAAAACAAAUCCAAGUUGUCGUUCGAUAAGGUAUGCGACCAGGGAACAACCCCUGUGCGUGGAUUGGCACCUCCUAGUAUGGGGCCCCUCGGGCUACUAGCCUACCCCUAUUAUUGCAAGGCACUGGCACCAGAAUUGCAUAGGUACCUACAAUUAUUAUUGCACUUCCCAG
This is a messenger RNA of Exophiala dermatitidis NIH/UT8656, 3280 nucleotides long. RefSeq lists its product as uncharacterized. The record is from RefSeq and is a predicted model, not a curated record. The transcript has a single exon. NCBI's taxonomy places the organism in Eukaryota, Fungi, Ascomycota, Eurotiomycetes, Chaetothyriales, Herpotrichiellaceae. Bases 1725 to 2252 code for a protein of 175 amino acids.